This is a messenger RNA of Diprion similis, 2097 nucleotides long. RefSeq lists its product as uncharacterized. Bases 648 to 1919 code for a protein of 423 amino acids. Lineage: Eukaryota; Metazoa; Arthropoda; Insecta; Hymenoptera; Diprionidae. The transcript has 8 exons. The record is from RefSeq and is a predicted model, not a curated record.
AUCGAAUUUUACAAGUGCGGACAAAGUAUACGUAUGAAACGAAUUUAAAUUACUUAAUCCAGUGUUAAUAAUAUGUGAAAAUCAUCAUCCAUGUAAGGAUCAGACUUCCACGCGUUUCGUACCUAUACGUGCAGUGAAAUUGGAAUUAAGUGAUUAUAUUAGCGAACCGAGCAACAAGUAUACAAGGCUCGGCCUGCCGCCUCAGCGGGGCAUCUGCUCUAUCUCCACUUCGUGUUGUUACCCGCGAGAGGGGAGAAAGUCGGCGAAGGGUUGCAGACGGCUGCGGCUGCCGAUCGAUCUGCGGAUUUUGUUCUCUCGAUUUCGUGGAUUCGUUAAUUCGUCGGGAAAAAACGUGCGCGUCGUCAAGAAAGAGUCGGAAAAUUUCGGAAAAUGCAACCUUGCUACAACCCUCGAAAAAGGACCUGAGGACGACCACGCUGCCCAGUCUGACGAAUUUAAGGGGCGAUGGCGUGAUCGGCCGCGUUCAUCGCGAAUUGGAGUGUUUGUUCAGACGAUGAUCAUCAGCGUGGCGGUGCUGAGAUGACCGCGGGGCGACCGGUUCGGCUGCUGCUGCUCGACGCAAUCUCAACGAUUCUAACAGUGAUCGAAAACUCCACUGCCAACUCCAUCCCGCUAAGAUUACGACAAUGCCGAGCGCCACACACACGCCCUUUCCACAAGGGAUGGGGAGCGUGGGUAGCAACGCCACGGGGACGACGGGGUCGUCGGCGACGACGAUGGGAUCACCGAAGGUGGCGUCUGUCCCAGAGCCGCCGCCGACCCUCAGCGAAAGAGAACAGCUCAAGAUCGAGUUCUACAAGACUUACGACGUGAUGACCGGCGUUCGCAUCGCCGCUACCCUCGGCGGCUUCUUUGGUCUGAUGGUCAUACUCGUUGUGUAUAAAAGCAGAUGUAAGUCCAGCAAGCAGCUCGAGGACCCUCAACUCACGGCGGCUGCGGCGGCUGCCGUGGCGGAAGCUGAGGCCGAGGAAAGGGCGCUUGCAGCAGCCCUGGAGGCGAUCGCCAGGUUACCGCCAAGGCCAGACCGCGGGCCGAGGCGCUCCUUGUGCGUCGAGGCGAGCUCGUCGCGCGCUACCGCGGUUCCGAGGUUUGCAUCGGUGGGCGGAGGCGGCGGAUACGACGCCCUUCUUGCGCCUCCGAUGCGACAUCCGCGGCUAGCACUUCCGGGCGAUCAUCGUCGCUGCAGUUCCGUCACCUGCAGCAGCACAGCCAGUAGCUACCUUGAGCGAAGAGGAUCCGCUAUGACGAUGCCCUGCCUUCCACCACCUUCCAGGUUCCCCAGGCACGCCGCUUACGACGAACCCUGGGAUCUCUACUACCCGAUCGAUAUCCAGGUGAUCCAGCCGACCCCUGACAUGUCCCCGUGCGGAAGUGAGGCUGGCCUCUACGCCGGGGCGAUGGGAAUGGGUCCUCCGGGUCGACGGGCGCCCCUGGCUUCCAUGGGUAGCGUCGACCCUCCCGACCCGGACUCCAGGUCACUGGGUUCGGAUUCAGUCUUUCUCGACGAGGAGGAGCUCGACGUUAUGCGGGAGGACUGCGAGUGCCUCGACACCGAGGACGAGGUCUCGGGCUUUUCGACGGACUCCGACACUCCGGGGCCGAGCUGUCGGCGAUUCCUGAGGGUUCCACCCAGGCGAAGACAGCUACCGGAAAGAUGGGACGGCGCCGCUGGUUGCGUGCCCAGGCGACGAGCCAGUGCGCCUCCAAAACCCUGUAGAACCUGCCUUACGAUCAGCGCUUCCGUCGAGACGCCGAGAUCGCCGCCUACGGCGUCGACGACGAGCAGCAGCAACAGCAUCGAGUCACCGCCUCACACACCUCCAAUCGAGCUGAGGCAUCGGCCCCCGGUAACUCUGCCAUCCGCGCCGCCCGCCUGGUCCCAGGAGACGCUUUUUUAAUUACAUUUAUUCGUGCACAGGCAUUUCGCAGGGUUGAAUUUAGGGUACGUAUAAUAUCUCUCGCAGUCGAUACGACGUACGCGCCGUACCUCUCUUUUAUAUCAUGUACGUAUAUAUAUGUAUAUAUAUACACAGGUAUAUGGCACGUACGAUACAUCGGUGUGAUGAUCAUGUUUUU